Molecule: messenger RNA, 3348 nt
Organism: Brugia malayi
Lineage: Eukaryota; Metazoa; Nematoda; Chromadorea; Rhabditida; Onchocercidae
Product: RhoGAP domain containing protein
Exons: 21
Coding region: 1-3348 (1115 amino acids)
Biological process (GO): signal transduction
Source: RefSeq, a predicted model, not a curated record
AUGGACAAAUAUCUGGAUGGUUUACGGAGUAUGCGUUUGUAUCGCCAAGCUAAUACAUUGCCUACUACUUCCGGGCCACAGCAAUUUACGCUGGAAAAUGUUGCAAGUUAUACUAUGGAAUUAGACAUUGGAGAUAGGCGUGGAUUUAGUACUUUCACUUUACGCGGAGUCCCUGUUUUCCUUGUCGAUGCAUUCAAUUUCCUUCGUCUUAACGGUCUCGAUGCUAGUGGUAUUUUUCGGAAAGAAGGGAAUAUUAGCCGACUUAAAUCUUUUUCGAUGCAAACAUUUUUUGGUAGCAUAAUUUUACCGGAAGAUUGUACCACGCAUGAUGUGUGUUCACUCAUUAAACGAUUUUUUCGAGAAUUAAAGAUACCUCUCUUUGCUCAGAUGCAAAGACAACUGCUGGAUGCUGUAUCAAUUUAUGAUGGAGUUCGGCGUAUCGACAAACUUCUGGAGAUUGUAAGAAUGUUGCCUACGGAACAUCUGGCAACAUUAACUUUUUUGAUGCGACAACUUAAAUAUUUUGGAGAUCGACAUGAGGGUCAUCAAAUGACUGUUGAAAAUAUUGCGCGCGUUUUUGCACCAUCCCUUUUCCGAGACGAUCCACCACUUUCAUCCAAUAAAAGAAAGAGAGGAUCUCAAGAAGAUUUGAUUUCGAAUGUACGAAAUGAAAAUGAGCUUCGCAUUGCAAUUAUCAUUGAUCUGAUUGAUAAUGCACAUAAAAUUGGUGUGCCACGUGACUACUAUUUGGCAUCACGUCGUCCUUCCGAUGUUUCGCAAAAAAUUUUUAAAGGAAAAUUCAUGGGAUACGUUGGAAUGCGCAGUGUUUCUGCCAAGCCAUCAUCCAGAAAUACAGCUUCUACUGCAUCAGUUAAGCAGAAAACUGAAACCCGAAAGGAAAAAAAGCUAGAGAAACAACCAUCAGGGAAGUUUGCUGAACGGUACAAGAACAAAACACCACACGAACGGCGUUCAUCAUCUACAGUUCGUGACUUUUUCUCAAAUAUUUCAAAUAAAGUUUUACGCCGUGGGCUGUCUCCAGUUGCAUCAACACGACGGCGUUGUUCAGCAGGCGAUAUAACUGAUGAUGAAUCUCUGAGAGGAAAUAUGACUGGACUGAAUGAUACGACGCCCAAAUUUUGUGUUCGUAACUAUGCUGACACUUGCGAUGCUGCUCAACAUGCUUCCAGAAUGAGAUUUGAAAAUAAAGAAUUACUAUCGGAAAGUAGCGAAUUAAGCAUGAAUGUGAAAUCACCAUCGAUUAUCUCUUCCCCUCAAAAAAUAGUUGGGCAACUUUCGCAGACGACUUUGGUGGAAGCUAAUGAUUGUGCUGUAUCGAGUAGAAAAAAUGAUGCGGUUUCAAUUCCGACAAAAAGUUCGAGACAUCGCUCACGUCGUGAAUCACCACGCAAAUCCAACACAAAUUCACGAAGCAAAGCGAUGGAGAAAUACAAAGUUAUCAAAGAGCUGAACGAGGCUAAUAUGAUGCCUGCUUCACCCGCUUUUGAACCUAUCGAAAUGACGACCAAAAAUAUCGGUGAAGCAUUUUUGAAGUAUAAAGACUCGGAUGAAAAAUUGGCAGUAUCAACGAUUAUCAAGCGAAAUUCUUCCAAGAAGCUAAUUCAGUCAGUUAAGAUUGCUGAUUCAGCUCAAUCAUUCCUAGAAGGUUAUUCGGCUGGUAGAGUUAUAGAUCGUAUUCACCGUCGCCAUACCGCACCCGUAAAAACUAGUACACUUUUGAAACGUAAUCAGCCAAAUAGCGUGACUACGGGUUUGAAAACUCCACAGUCUCGUGCACGAGAAAGAUAUUCGACAACGUUGAGUUUACGUUUAAAUGGAAUGGAUAAAGAUUCGGGGCAAAUUCUGGAAAAAAAAAAGCGUCGAAGCGAAAGUUUAAGCGGUGAUUCAAAUGACAAAGUUUCCGUUAACGAUAUUGAGGAUAAGACCACAGGAAUCCAAGGAACCCAAGCUUUUAGUGCAGAAGCACUUUUGGAACAGAAAUGUAUGGAAUCACGACAGCGACGAGCUAAACGACAGAAACGACGAGAAAUGAAUGACUCUGUACAAACGAUAUCAGUGCAAUGUACUGCUGAAUCGACUCCAAUAACUUCACUUCUGGACGAUGUAACGAAUGAAAUAAAUCGUUUAGAAAGAGAUCGUAAAAUUGCAAACAAGCUGCUUAGAGAUGAGGGGAAUUCAGUGUUAUUUUUGGAUACCAUGGGGGAAGGUCGCGAUUUGGAUUCAAUUUCUACAAAAGAAGAUAUACCUCCACCAUCUCUUCCAUCAGUUUCUUCACCAACGAAUAACUCAUCUGUGUCUGCAAUCUCUUCUGUAGUGAGAGAUAAUCGUGCAAGGCAAUCUUCACCAGAUUUUUCGAAACAUUCACUUUAUUCACCACCAGUCAACACCAGUGUCCAGUCUGCUACUUUAUUUAUUAAUUCAUCAUCUACUACCACACCUGCUUGCAACAAAACACUACAUGUGGAACCACUGAAACAUAUAUCGAAUCAACGAAGUGUCGAUUCAGCUCACGGUGGUGAGGAUGCUCGAGAAAAUAGCAUAGAAGGCAGUAGUCGACCAAGUGAUUUCGAAGAGGAUUUUUCAAAGUCUGAUGCCAUCAAAAUGCAGCUUUUAAAUGCAAGAAGUGAAGAUGAUAUACUAGCAGGUCCUGCGUAUAUGCCAUCAGGAUUACGACCCAGUGUCUUAUCUAUAAAAUCCAAUAAUCGUGGUAUGGUGAGACAACGCGUCAGUCAUUUCGCUCGGUUGGAAACACAAAAAACUAUUCCAGAACAGGGUUUCAAAACAGGACGUCACUGGCAAGAUGGUAAAUAUGCAUCCUCCUCUUUUCAGAAACUUUCUGCUCCUCCCGCGUCACAUGGUCUACAACCGAUUGCUGGAAGGAAUGUGUCUCCACCUUCGCGAAAGAUUGUAAUGAGGCGAGCUAAGAAAUUUGAAGCAUUAGCGACAUCGGUCGGUGUGGAAGUGUGCAAGAAUUUUCGUCCCGCAACACGCAACAGACUCGCAAAAAUCCAAAAGCAAAACAUUUCGAAGACACCUCGUCGUUUGAGUGGAGAAAUGCGAGUUAUGCGACGUUCUCAAGCUAGGCUUGAUAAAUCUCUUGAGAAACUUGCAGUCAGUCUUAGUAAUGGUCGUUUAGUGGGGAGAUCUCCAAGCCAGUUUAGCUGCAACAAGCUUCAUUAUUUAAACGGAAGCAGAUCAGAAGAACGACGACAAAGAGUUGAACGGUCAUUCGUUCGAACAUCAUGUCAUGGUGACUCGGGAUAUGUGAACCCAUCGAUAAUGCCACAUUCUACGGAUUUGAAAAUAAUACUAGAAAGAGAAGAAUAA